This is a messenger RNA of Trichechus manatus latirostris (Florida manatee), 3029 nucleotides long. It is a transcript of the gene PPP1R16A, whose product is annotated as protein phosphatase 1 regulatory subunit 16A. Gene Ontology annotation, molecular function: protein binding; myosin phosphatase regulator activity; enzyme inhibitor activity. Gene Ontology annotation, cellular component: cytoplasm. The record is from RefSeq and is a predicted model, not a curated record. Lineage: Eukaryota; Metazoa; Chordata; Mammalia; Sirenia; Trichechidae. Bases 1001 to 2578 code for a protein of 525 amino acids. The transcript is spliced from 12 exons.
GCGGCGCCCGAAGGAGCGAAGGGCUGACUGACUGGUUGAGCCGACCGGAUCGAGGCGCGGCGGCGGCAGCGGCCUGCGCCAGGCGGAAGGCGCCAGGCGCAUCCUGGAGGAGGAGGGGAGAGCAGGGCGUGGACUGUGCACUCCAGAAGCUUGCCGUCUAGUGGAAGAGACCGGCCCAAGAAACAGUGCAGCUCGGCGUCUGGCUCUGCCUGUGGCCAGUGCCAGGAAGCCCACUGGGCUGCGCCCUGAAAGGCCGGCGCUCCAGCUCCUCUGUUCGUGCUGCAAGAGAAGGAGACUCAGCAGACUGGCCGGCCUGCCUGCCCUUGGGGCCCUGGCCACCUCGACAGCCUCACCCCAGCAGCCCCCCACGUGCCGGGGGCCCAGGACUGUGAGCACUCGCCGAGAGGUCCAGCCCACAGGCCCUAGUGCCCCGACAGCAGCCUGGGCCAUACACUGACUGUGGGGGAAGGGAGAGGCCAGGCCAUGGUUGCUCCCAGGCCCCACCCAGGGUCCUGAGGCCUCAAAGGUGGGCAGAGGAGCUUCCAGGACUCAGGGGUCACAGGUGGCUCCUGCCGAUUGGCCCGUGUGUCCUUCCCCCUUGGCGAGGUGCCAGGAAGCUGCAACUCUGUUAUCUGGGUAAUUAGCUUCAGACCCUGGACCGAGGCCGGCCGGUUCCUGCAGCUGCUUCCCACAGGCUGCACACCCUGACCCCGAGAGGGAGGCGAGGCCCAGCUCGGCCAAGCUGCCCAGGUGCCGGGUGGCCUGGUAAGUGGGCUGCAGUGCCCUCCCAGCUGCCCCCUUGCUGGAGCUGUGCCCCCAGGUCAGCCUGGGCCUGGUGACCUACAGGGCCUCCCAACCUGGCCUUGCCAGAGGCGGAGGGCCCGUGCCGUGGGGAGGGGAUGCCCCCUGAGGGUGCUAGUGCAGCCAGCCGCCCCACAGGCCCGGCGUCCGUGCCCCCCUGUGGGCCCCUUGAGCAGCUGCACUGGCCACAGCCCCUGCCAUGGCCGAGCAUCUGGAGCUGCUGGCAGAGAUGCCCAUGGUGGGCCGGAUGAGUGCCCAGGAGCGGCUGAAGCACGCCCAGAAGCGGCGUGCCCAGCAAGUGCGGCUAUGGGCCCAGGCCGAGAAGGAAGCACAGGGCAGAAAGGGCCCCGGGGAGCGGCCGCGGCGGGGCACAGACUGUGGCCGGCCGGAGAAGCAGGUCCUCUUCCCUCCUGGUGUCGUCCUUCUGGAGGCUGCUGCCCGCAACGACCUGGAGGAAGUCCGUCAGCUCCUUGAGAGUGGGGUCAGCCCCGACCUGGCCAAUGAGGAUGGGCUGACGGCGCUGCACCAGUGCUGCAUUGAUGACUUCCGGGAGAUGGUGUGGCAGCUCCUGGAGGCCGGAGCCAACGUCAAUGCCUGCGACAGCGAGUUCUGGACGCCCCUGCACGCUGCAGCCACCUGUGGCCACCUGCAUCUGGUGGAGCUGCUCAUUGCCCGCGGUGCCGACCUCCUGGCGGUCAACACCGACGGGAAUAUGCCCUAUGACCUGUGUGAAGACGAGCAGACGCUGGACUGCCUCGAGACGGCCAUGGCCGACCGCGGCAUCACCCAGGAGAGCAUCGAGGACGCGCGCGCUGUGCCGGAGCUGCGGAUGCUGGAGGACAUCCGGAGCUUGCUGCACGCGGAGGCUGACCUCGACGUCCCCCGGGACCACGGGGCCACGCUGCUACACAUCGCUUCGGCCAACGGGUUUGGGGAGGCGGCCGCGCUGCUUCUGGAGCACAGGGCCAGCCUGAGCGCCAAGGACUGUGACGGCUGGGAGCCGCUGCACGCGGCAGCCUACUGGGGCCAGGUGCACCUGGUGGAGCUGCUCGUGGCGCACGGGGCGGACUUGAAUGGGAAGUCCCUGAUGGAGGAGACACCCCUCGACGUUUGCGGAGAUGAGGAGGUGCGGGCCAAGCUGCUGGAGCUGAAGCACAAGCGUGACGCCCUCCUGCGGGCCCAGGGCCGCCAGCGGUCCCUGCUGCGCUGCCGCACUUCCAGUGCUGGUAGCCGGGGGAAGGUGGUGAGGCGGGCCAGCCUGACCCAGCGCUCCAGCCUGUACCGCAAGGAACACGCCCAGGAGGCCAUAGUGUGGCAGCAGCCUCCACCCACCAGCCCUGAGCCUCCUGAGGAGGAUGAGGACCGCCAGACCAAUGCUGAGCUCCAGCUACCGCCCCCUGAGGAGGCUGACCCUGAGGCUGCCCACCCACACAAUGGCCGUGUGGGAAGCCCCCUGGGGCGGCACCUGUACUCCAAGCGGUUGGAUCGCAGCGUCUCCUACCAGCUGAGCCCUCUGGACAGCUCCACGGCGGAAGCCCUUGGGCGGGACAGGGCCCACCACACCUUGGCGGAGCUCAAGCGCCAGCGAGCCGCUGCCAAGCUGCAUCGACCCCUAGCCGAGGGGCCUGAGGCCCCCAGUUCUGGCCUACCUGCUGACACUGGGACCCCCCAGUCUGAGUGUGGAUCUGGGGCCAGCGGGGACCCGCCCCUGCUCAAGCUGACAGCCCCCUCGGAGGAGGCCUCUGGGGAGAAGAGGCCGUGCUGCCGGCUCAUGUGAGGGGUGGGCGGCACCCGAUGGUCCUGCUGCAGGCCCUACCCUGGAUGCCCACCCAGACUGUGCCCUGGUGCUGUGGGCAGGCGGCGAGCAUGGGCCUGCACCUCUUCUGAGGGAUGGACCCUGUGGGGCGGAAGCUGUAUCUGGGUGGGGCUGGGCUGCAGAGACUCUGCUUCUAUCUGUUACUGUUGAUAAAAAGGUCCGCCUGCCACUGUGCUGUGUUGUGUCUCCGCCUGGCCACGGUCCCCACUCUGGGAGCAGGUUAUGCACUAGGCCCUGCACACCUUCCCACUCUGCCCCACACCACCCCUGCAAGCAUUCUUCCGGGUCCUGUAGGUGCACGCUGAGGCCUGCUGUGGCAGCCCCAGCCUCUGUGUGGAAGAGGCCACAGCCAGAAUCAAGAAGCCUGGUACUUACCACACUCUCUGGAAACCUCUUAGCUCUUUGCUUCCUC